AUGUCAGAAGAAGUUGGGGCUCCCAGGAGCCCCGCCUCAGCAGCUGGAGGUCAUGUCCCCUUUCUGCACGAAGAACUGUGUGACCGUGAUUCUGUACCUGCCAAGUGUAAAUGGCCAGCAGCUCCAUCACCUCCCGUACCAGACAAUCCCCAGCUGCAGUCCAGAGCAUCAUUGGACUCUAUAAUCGGGGAAGGAUGUAGAAUUCAAGUGUCUGUUAUUCUGCCUGUUCACAAUACUGAAUGUUGGUUGGAUGAAUGCUUGAAGUCAGUUGUGGAGCAAGAUUUUGAAGGUACCAUGGAGUUGUCUGUGUUUAAUGAUGCUAGUAAGGACAAUUCAAUUAAUAUAAUUGAAAAAUGGAAGUUCAAGUUAGAAGAUGUGGGUAUUCGGGUUGUCAUUGGUGGUCAUGAUUCACCUCAACCCCAAGGAGUUGGCUUUGCUAAAAACCAAGCAGUAAUACAGAGCUCUGGGACCUACCUCUGCUUUCUGGAUUCUGAUGAUGUGAUGAUGCCACAGAGGGUGAGACUGCAGCAUGAAGCUGCCAUUCAGCACCCAAAUAGUAUUAUAGGUUGCCAAGUCAGGAGAGAGCCAUUGGAUUCUACUGAACGAUAUACUCGUUGGAUCAAUAAUCUGACACCUGGACAACUUCUUACACAGGUGUUUACCUCCCAUGGACCCACUGUGAUCAUGCCUACCUGGUUCUGCUCCCGAGAAUGGUUUUGUCAUGUGGGCAAAUUUGAUGAGGGUGGGAAGGGUGUUCCAGAAGACUUGCUGUUCUUUUAUGAACAUAUCCGAAAGGGUGGUGGAGUCUUUCGAGUUGACCAGUGCCUCCUCCAGUAUCGCUACCAUCCACAGGCAGCAACUCAUUCUGUUCUAGAGGGAACCAUCUGGAAUCACCGAGUCAGGUUUCUGGAAGACAGAGCCCUCAAGCACUGGACAUCUUUCACCAUUUGGAAUGCUGGCAAACAGGGCAGGAAGCUCUAUAGAAGCUUAUCACCAGCUAAUCAGAAAAAGGUAGCUGCAUUUUGUGAUGUUGAUGAAAAUAAAAUAGCGAAAGGUUUCUACACUUACCAAGAAUCCAAGGAGAGACCAAAACCCCAAAUUCCCAUACAACAUUUCAGAGAUGCAACCCCACCUUUCAUUAUCUGUGUAAAGUUGGAUCUGACAGGUGGAGGAUUUGAAGAAAACUUGUCCACACUAGACUUGAAAGAGGGACUGGAUUAUCAUCAUUUCAACUGAACACUGAGCUCAGUCAAACUCCAGUUUAUCAAGAUGCUGCAGCACAGAU
Messenger RNA from Emys orbicularis (European pond turtle), 1285 nucleotides. It is a transcript of the gene B3GNTL1, whose product is annotated as UDP-GlcNAc:betaGal beta-1,3-N-acetylglucosaminyltransferase like 1. The transcript is spliced from 13 exons. Bases 1 to 1236 code for a protein of 411 amino acids. The record is from RefSeq and is a predicted model, not a curated record. Lineage: Eukaryota; Metazoa; Chordata; Testudines; Emydidae.